AUGCUUGAUUGACGGGAUUAAAAUUUACCCUUCGCACGGUUCCCGUCGAGUCUUCAUUCGCCAUGGCCCAUCCCAUGGGGGUCGGGGUGGGGAGGGAGCGAGAAAUAGAAAGAAAAAGGGCCUGGGGUCGUCGGGUCCCGCAACGUCCAUAAAAGUAUAUGUACUCUCCCGAAAACACUCACCGCCGGCACACGAGUUAUUAACCGAACUUUUCGAAUCCGAGGCGGCAAAGGUGCUAUUACAUACUACUAAUAAGCCAGCAACCCUUCGGUACCAAGCAUACGGCACUGGGGAAAGGAGAAUGUCCAGCCCUGUACACCCCGCACCCGAACCCCUCGAAACUUUGGUCCGCUGCCCAAGAAGCACCAAUCUUUGGGGCCAGCACCGCUGAUCCGCGUGCGUCAGAACCCCGUUAAGACAAAAUAAAAUAAAAAAUAUCGCGAGGCAACGCGCCGCUGGCAUACGUAUUAUUCCCGGCCUCCACCACUACCCAUUCAGCCAUUGUAGGUGGUGGUACAGCAUGAUCGAUCAGGGUCUAUUUUGCGCCGGCACGUCCCAUCCUCAUCUGAGUCAUCUCAACUUACCACCACUGCGUAGUUCUCGCAACGCUAUUAAAUUAUCCUUCUCGCCGGCCCAAAAGUCGGUUGGCCCUCACGAAGCCGGAGCGCGCUCCUUUACUAUCGUCUCCCCUUCCUUUUUUUCUUUUUUCGUUGCUCUCAUGUCUCACUUCUUGUCUUGCCGCACCUUGAGGCGGAACACGGAUAGCUGCAGCGUAGCAUCAGUCAGUUCUGAUCUCACUGUUUCGAGCCUAAGAUCGCCUCCCAAUGCGGCCCUUCGCAGUCUUAGAACGUUCUUAGCCUUUUUAUCUGGUGAUACUAACCUGACAAUGUCUUCGACUCGCCACCAACCACAGCCAUCACCACCAUCCCGGAUGCUGGGUCCUGUGGCUGCUGGGAUGCGCACUCUCUUUUUUUUUGUUUUGCCUGCGGUUUGCUCUGUGGUUGCCGAUAUCCGCGGACAUGGACUAACCCAGCUCUUCCACAAGCAAGCAAAUCCUCCACCGAGGUGCCUCGACAUCGUCGUCCCUUCGGUAAACUUCGUAGCUUACGGGAGCUUACCUCGCAAUCGGUAUCUUCCUAAGAUUCUUAAUUCAUCCUAGCAAACUAGACGGAAAGAACCGCGGUAUAAUUUCCUACGAAGCUGGGGUAUGUAGGUUUGUCCUGACACGUUAUUCCUCGGAAUUCUCAUCCGCGUGGGCCAUCAAAAACGAGCUAUCCUUUUUAGCCUCUCAUCUGUGCUUCGUUACAGAUAUUUGCUACACUAGGUCUUCCACGCCGUAACACGCGCGUGCGAGAUCUCGUUGCACAGCCAUAGACUGAGCAGUGGACGAUGGUCCUGUAGCUGCCCAACCGUAGUACGAGCCUAGCUUCCGACCCCGAAGCUGGUUACUGCCGUGAUCGCACAACUUCGCUGUACGUACGAAGCAUUCUGUAGAACGAUGACUCUGCUAUAGAUCUCGUAGUAUAAGAUCA
Messenger RNA from Daldinia vernicosa, 1532 nucleotides. RefSeq lists its product as uncharacterized. Bases 521 to 1159 code for a protein of 212 amino acids. The record is from RefSeq and is a predicted model, not a curated record. The transcript is spliced from 2 exons. NCBI's taxonomy places the organism in Eukaryota, Fungi, Ascomycota, Sordariomycetes, Xylariales, Hypoxylaceae.